UCUUUUUUUCUUCUCCUUCCUUACUCUCUCAAACAAUGGCAUCUCUUAUUUCUUUUUCUUCUCUCCUUCAACCAAAAGUCUCUUUUUCUUCUUCCUUUAAACCAAAAGCUGUAAAGACUUCGAUUUCAGCUCCUCAGACACAGACAAUAACUGAAGGGCUUGAAGAAAAAUUUGGACGGAAAGGCAUAAAAUUCUCGGAAACAAACAUGGUCGAGCUUAAAGUCAGAAACGGAAGCUCUUUAAAGCUGAAUCUAUCAGACGCUCAUGUGGUUUCAUAUAAACCAAAAGUGUACUGGAAAGACGACGGAUUCGAGGAACUCCUCUACACAGUAGAGGACGGUAAUAAAACCAGAGGUGGGGUUGGUCUUGUUAUCAUAAACGAAGAAGACGCUUCUUCAGUACUAUCAGGUUGUAAUUGGACUGUUAAGGACACUGAUUCAGACGCUAUUGAUGCUCUUCAGAUUGAAUUGACCUGUACGGCCGGAUUUCUAGACAUAACCUAUAUCGUCUCGCUCUAUCCAGUAAGCAUAGCGACAGCUGUGGUGGUGAAGAACAACGGUCGGAAACCUGUUAUCCUUAAAUCGGGGAUUAUAAGUUCCUUGAGUUUCAAGAAACGGAGUGGUGCUGGAAUUCAAGGGCUUAAGGGCUGCUCCUAUUGCCCUAGUCCUCCUUUAUCGUCGCCUUUCGAGCUACUGUCUCCUUCCGAGGCAAUGAAGGCGGACUCUUCCGGGUGGUUUGGGUCAGAAGAUGGGGAAAAACCGGGGAUUUGGACAGUUGAAGACUCUGUGAUUACACUUCUAGAGAAGAAGAUGAGUAGAGUUUAUGGUGCCCCUCCGGCUGAGAGACUAAAGGCUGUCUAUAACACUCCACCUUCUAAAUAUGAAACCAUUGAUCAGGGACGAGGAUUGUUCUUCAGGAUGAUAAGGAUGGGGUUCGAGGACAUGUACGUUGGAUCCCCAGGAUCAAUGUGGGACAAGUUUGGGAAGCAAAAUUAUUUUGCGUGCACAGGUCCUGCAUCCAUGCUCGUUCCCAUUGAUGUUGGUGCCGGUGAAACCUGGAGAGGAGCAAUGGUAAUUGAGCAUGAUAAUUUGUAAAGUUCGUUUUAUAUAUGUUUAUCAUCUUUAUUUUUCUUACAUAUUUUUGUCAUUCUGCAACGAAUAAGAAUAAGAUGUUAUUUCAUAUUGUAUAUAUGCAAAUAAAGUCAUAACUAUAAGUGUCAUACCCAUUCUGCUUCUGAAGUACAAUAAUAUAAGAUGUAUGUAUCUCCUGUUAUGUGGGAGAGACA
Eruca vesicaria subsp. sativa (arugula) is the source of this 1285-nucleotide messenger RNA. NCBI's taxonomy places the organism in Eukaryota, Viridiplantae, Streptophyta, Magnoliopsida, Brassicales, Brassicaceae. The record is from the annotation of a GenBank genome assembly.